AUGGUCAAAGCUGUUGCCGUACUCCGAGGUGACGCCAAGGUUGGCGGUACCGUCACCUUCGAGCAGGAGUCUGAGUCUGCUCCCACUUCCAUCACUUGGGACAUCACCGGCAACGACCCCAAUGCUAAGCGUGGUUUCCACAUUCACACCUUUGGCGACAACACCAAUGGCUGCACUUCUGCUGGACCUCACUUCAACCCUCACGGCAAGACCCAUGGUGCUCCUGCCGACGAGGCCCGACACGUUGGUGACCUUGGCAACGUUAACACGGAUGCCCAGGGUAAUGCCAAGGGUUCCGUGACGGAUUCCCAGGUCAAGCUCAUCGGCCCUCACAGCGUCAUUGGCCGCACUGUCGUCGUCCACGCUGGUACCGACGAUCUCGGCAAGGGUGGCAACGAAGAGUCUCUCAAGACUGGCAACGCCGGUCCCCGACCUGCUUGCGGUGUCAUUGGCAUUUCUUCCUAA
Molecule: messenger RNA, 465 nt
Organism: Metarhizium brunneum ARSEF 3297
Lineage: Eukaryota; Fungi; Ascomycota; Sordariomycetes; Hypocreales; Clavicipitaceae
Gene: SOD1
Product: Superoxide dismutase
Biological process (GO): superoxide metabolic process
Molecular function (GO): copper ion binding
Source: RefSeq, a predicted model, not a curated record